Messenger RNA from Dermatophagoides farinae (American house dust mite), 2824 nucleotides. NCBI's taxonomy places the organism in Eukaryota, Metazoa, Arthropoda, Arachnida, Sarcoptiformes, Pyroglyphidae. The record is from RefSeq and is a predicted model, not a curated record.
AAAAAUUAUGCCACCGCAAUCAUCAUUAAACAUAUCGAAUAACAACAACAACAACAAAAUGGCCAAAAAUAGUCAAUCAAUAGAUCAAGAUCAGACAAUAAAUUGUAAUUUACAAUCAAUUGAUAAUGAUAAUCGUAUACAAUCAACAACAACGACGACAACGACAACGACAUCAACAUCAAAUUCAGCUAGUACUAUGGAUAUUGAAACCGGUGAAAGAGAAUUCGAAGUGACCAAUGUAACUAAAGAUGGUUCAACCACGGCAAAUCCAUCGCAAUUUUUUCUCAUUCGUAUUCUUGGUGAAGGAUCAUUUGGUAAAGUAUUUCUUGUGAGAAAAAUCGAAGGACCAGAUGCCGGUACAUUGUAUGCAAUGAAAGUAUUGAAAAAAGCCACAUUAAAAGUUCGAGAUAAACUGAGAUCAAAAACAGAACGAGAUAUACUUGCCGAUGUUCGACAUCCAUUUAUAGUCAAAUUAAAUUAUGCAUUUCAAACGGAAGGUAAACUAUAUCUUGUACUUGAUUAUCUUCGUGGUGGUGAUCUAUUCACACGUCUGAAUAAUGAAGUAAUGUUCACCGAAGAAGAUGUAAAAUUCUAUCUAGCCGAAUUAGCAUUAGCAUUGAAUCAUUUACAUUCAUUGGGUAUUAUUUAUCGAGAUUUGAAACCGGAAAAUAUUCUUCUCGAUUCAGCUGGUCAUAUUAAUCUAACGGAUUUUGGUCUUAGUAAAGAAUCGUUGAAUAAUGAAAAAUGUUUUUCAUUCUGCGGUACUGUUGAAUAUAUGGCACCAGAAAUUAUAUCAAGAAAAGGACAUACACAUGCCGUUGAUUGGUGGUCAUUUGGUGUGCUAAUGUUUGAAAUGUUAACAGGUGUAUUACCAUUUCAAGGACCAACAAGAAAAGAAACAAUGCAACAAAUUAUGAAAGCAAAAUUAUCAAUGCCACAAUAUCUAAGUGGAGAAGCACAAAGUUUACUUAGAGCAUUGUUCAAAAGAAAUCCUGUCAAUCGUUUAGGAUAUGGUCCAAGUGAAACCGGUGCUAUACAAUCACAUCAAUUCUUUGCCACUAUUGAUUUUGUUAAAUUGUAUAAUAAAGAAAUUACACCACCAUUCAUUCCUUCAUUGAUGCCAUUAUCAAACAAUCAUUGUUUCAGUAUUGAUUCAGCAAAUCGGCCACCCGAAGAUUCGCCUGGGAUUCCACCUAGUGUUAGCUCUCGUGACUUAUUUCGUGGAUUUAGUUUUGUUGCACCACAAUUAUUACAGGAAAUGUCAUUGAAUUCAAAAGAUUCCGAAACAACAUCGGCAAAAGAUCCCACAAACACUGGAAUCAAUACUACCGGUUGGAUACGAUCAUUAAAUGAUUUUCAAUUUCUUGAAAUAUUAGGCCGUGGUUCAUUUGCCAAUUGUCAACGUUGCGUUCAUAUUGAAAGUGAUAAACAAUAUGCAGUCAAGAUUGUCGAUAAAAAGAAACGAGAUUGUCGUGAAGAAGUUUCAAUAUUAAUGCGUUAUAGUCAUCAUCCAAAUAUUGUUACAUUCUAUGAUGCUAUCGAAGAUAAUGAUAAUGUAUAUUUAUUUAUGGAUCUAAUGGAAGGUGGUGAAUUAUUGGAAAAAAUUUUGGCCAAAAAAUAUAUUAGUGAAAUUGAAGCUAGCGAAAUAAUGGAAGUGAUUGCAACGGCCGUGAAUUAUCUUCAUGAACAUGGUGUCGUACAUCGAGAUCUGAAACCAUCGAAUAUAUUAUUUGCCGAUAAAUCUUGUCGGCCAUCAUCGAUUCGUAUUUGUGAUUUUGGUUUUGCUAAACAGAUGCGUGCCGAAAAUGGCCUAUUAAUGACUCCUUGUUAUACAGCUAAUUUUGUUGCACCUGAAGUUUUAAGACGACAAGGCUAUGAUGAAGCAUGUGACAUUUGGUCAUUGGGUGUAUUAUUGUACACAAUGUUAGCCGGAACAACACCAUUUGCAAAUGGUCCUACCGAUGCACCUGAAGAUGUUUUAAUGCGUGUUGGAUCUGGAAAAAUUGAUAUCGAAUCAGGCAAUUGGACAAAUAUAUCGCAAUUAGCAAAGGAUCUUGUCGCCAAUUUAUUACAUAUGGAUCCAACAAAACGAUUAAAAGCACAAGAAAUUCUUAAUCAUGAUUGGAUUAAAAAACGUGAUCAAUUACCACAAACAGAAUUACCACAUGCCGAUCUAUGUGUGGUAAAAGCAAACAUGAGUCUUGUAUUUGAAGUCAUACAAAAACCGGUACCAUUUUCAUUGAAUCCAGUGAAAACAUCACAAUUGGCUAAACGUCGAGCAUUACGUAAUACGGUUAAAUCAUUAGAGAAUGGCCAAUAGUUUAUAGUAUUCAACAAAAUUAUUGGUGAUAUAUACAUCAUUCUAUUAUUAUUUUCGGAUGAAAUUAAAAGCGAAUAAGGAAUGGAGAAAAAAACCAAAAGAUUAAAAUCAAUCAAACCAAUCGAUCGAUUCGCUAAUGAUAUCAGUUGUGUCAGUAUUUCAUUUAUUCAUAUCAUUGAUGAUUAUUAUUCGAUAAUUAAAUUGAUCACAUACUUGUCAGAUACAUAAUAUUUGCACACACCCACACACACACGGAAUGGUCAAUGAAAAUUCUAUCAAUUCUAAUUUGCCAUAAUGUCUUUCCCCCUUAUUUUUCUCUCGAUUCAUUCAUUCAUUCAUUCAUUCAUUUUUUUUAAAUUUCUUUGAUCACAUCACACACACACACACAAAGACCAACGAGGAAAGAAUUUUCCAAACGAAUCAAUUUACAUUUGUUUGUUUGUUUGUUUGUUUGUUUGUUUGCUUGUUGAACGCAUGAUUAUAUAUUAAUUAAUUUUAUUUUAU